Molecule: messenger RNA, 398 nt
Organism: Achroia grisella
Lineage: Eukaryota; Metazoa; Arthropoda; Insecta; Lepidoptera; Pyralidae
Product: carboxypeptidase inhibitor-like
Exons: 3
Coding region: 19-390 (123 amino acids)
Source: RefSeq, a predicted model, not a curated record
UUUAAUUAUAUUAUAAUAAUGAUUAAUUCCUUUUUAAAGUCGGUGUUUGUUGUUUCUUUAAUCAUUUGUGUGUGCAAAGGUGAUGAAGAAAUUGUCUCCAAAGAUUUAUUCAACGAGCUGCCUUGUCUGUCUUUUGGCGGCAAAUGUGUUCAUGAGUCCGAUUGUCCUGAGAUAAGGCGAACUCAGGUGACUGGACUAUGUCCAAUACAGCAGCAGGAUAAUGUAGAAUGUUGUUACUCAGAUAAUAAAAGAAACUCCAAAUCCGCGAACAGUUGUCGUCGCAGCGGUGGCGAGUGUAUUUCAAAGACCUCUCAAUGUCCUGAAUUUCUUUUACACCGGGAGGCAACGGACUGUUCUGAAGAUGAGAACUGCUGUAUAUUAACUAAUUAAAUAAUAAA